GUAUUGCCUUUCCGUCGUAUCGAAUCACAAGUCACAAGAAAAAUUUAGACGUUUACUUGAAUUUCUGAAUUCUGCUCGAAAAAUGAAAGAGAUUGAGAACAAGAAGAAAGACCCGAACCAGGAGGAACGCAAGCGUUUCGAGAUUAUGAAUUGGAAUGCGAAUGCGCUCUGGUCCUGGGAUGUACAGAUUGAUACUUGCGCCAUUUGCCGCAAUCUGAUUAAGGAUCCAUGCAUCGAGUGCCAGUCGAACAUGUCCGAGGAGGAGUGCCCCGAGGCGAGCGGCAUCUGCCAGCACGUUUAUCAUUUCCAUUGCAUUUCCCGCUGGCUGCGCAGGCGCGAGGUCUGCCCAUUGGAUUAUCGCGCCUGGGAGUACAAGAACUAAUUAUAAGGGAUUCAUCGAUCGAUCGAAUUCAAUUGAAAUACGUAGAAUAAAUGCAUAAAUUUCUCUCGGAA
Molecule: messenger RNA, 453 nt
Organism: Drosophila montana
Lineage: Eukaryota; Metazoa; Arthropoda; Insecta; Diptera; Drosophilidae
Product: RING-box protein 1-like
Exons: 3
Coding region: 83-382 (99 amino acids)
Biological process (GO): ubiquitin-dependent protein catabolic process; protein ubiquitination
Cellular component (GO): nucleus; cullin-RING ubiquitin ligase complex
Molecular function (GO): ubiquitin protein ligase activity; cullin family protein binding; zinc ion binding
Source: RefSeq, a predicted model, not a curated record